Mangifera indica (mango) is the source of this 2196-nucleotide messenger RNA. RefSeq names its product cyclin-T1-3. NCBI's taxonomy places the organism in Eukaryota, Viridiplantae, Streptophyta, Magnoliopsida, Sapindales, Anacardiaceae. Gene Ontology annotation, molecular function: cyclin-dependent protein serine/threonine kinase activator activity. The transcript is spliced from 7 exons. Bases 673 to 1953 code for a protein of 426 amino acids. Gene Ontology annotation, cellular component: nucleus; cyclin/CDK positive transcription elongation factor complex. Gene Ontology annotation, biological process: positive regulation of DNA-templated transcription, elongation; regulation of transcription by RNA polymerase II. The record is from RefSeq and is a predicted model, not a curated record.
GACGUGUAUGAGGGUGAAUAUCACAAGGGGAAAUGCUUAGGGAGUGGAGUAUAGUUAGAGAUAUGAGGGGGACUGGGUUGAUUGAAAAUAUGAUGGGUACUGGUGUGUUUAUUUUUUAGAAUCAUUGUUUGUAUAAAUUUAUAAAUCUUGAUUUAUCAAUGCUCAAUUCAAUUAUGUGCAGAAUCAUUCUUUGCACAUAAUUCUUUAAUAUAGGCUAGCAAAUACUUAUUGGAGGCAGUGGAAAAAGUAUGCAAUUGCUGAAUUUAAAAAAAAAAAAUACAAGUUGUUAUAAAUUUUAUUAAAAAAUUUAUAUUUAUAAAAAAAACCCGUAUAUUUUUCAUAUUUAUAUGUUUUUCCAUGAUUCAGUUUCCUUUAUUUUUGAGAAAAUACAUUUCAGCAUUUCCGUUUCUGUUUUCGUGUUUCCGUUUCUGUUCUACAUGGUUUUGAAGCUUUAUGUGCCCAUUGCUAUGAAAGAAUCAAUUUAGUCAUCUAUAUUGAUGGUCAAGUCCAUCAAAAUUACUUCUGACACCUGCAACAAUGAUUUUUCAUGGGGAAGGAGUCCUAAAACGAUAAGAACUUUGCUUAAGUUUGAGGAGGAACUUCUCUUAAGCAGGCCUGGUGUGUCAUUUCAAAAUUUUUUUAGUUGUUGCAUUAGGAAGAGAAAAGGUGCCAAUGACAGAACAGUUGCUAGAAGAGCCUCAGUUUUGUAUCCGCAAAUGGUACUUCAGUAGGGAAGAAAUUGAAGAUCUUUCACCAUCUAGGAAGGAUGGAAUCAGUCUUGAGAAAGAAUCAGAAUUACGGAAGCUGUAUUGUUCAUUUCUUCAAGAGCUUGGCAUGAAACUUAAAGUGCCUCAGGUGACAAUAGCAUGCGCAAUGAUGUUAUGCCACCGGUUUUUUAUGCGCCAAUCACAUGCAAAGAAUGAUUGGCAGACAAUUGCAGCUGUCUCAACUUUCCUUGGUUGUAAAAUAGAAGAAACCCGAUGCACUUUGGGGGAUGUGGUGGUCAUGUCUUACGAAAUAAUGUAUAAAUGGGACCUUUCUGCCCCACAGAGAAUUAGACAGAAUAGAGAAAUUUACACUAAGCAGAAGGAAUUGAUCUUAAGAGGAGAGAGGCUUUUAUUGGCAACAAUUGCUUAUGACUUUGAUAUUCAACUUCCCUACAAGCCACUUGUAACAGCAUUAAAGAGAUUGAAGCUUUUCCCUGACCUUGCAAAAGUUGCUUGGAAUUUUGUGAAUGAUUGGCUUUGCACAACAUUGUGUUUGCGGUACAAACCCCACUAUAUUGCUGCUGGUUCCAUGUUUCUUGCUGCCAAAUUUCAAAAAGUGAAACUUCCUGCACAGAAGGGAAAGUGCUGGUGGCUGGAGUUUGAUAUUUCACCCAAGCAAUUAGAAGAGGUCAUCCGGCAGAUGCUCAAGUUGUUAGAGCAGGACAGAAAACAGACACUACCGCCUACACAUGAAAGUUUCACUAAGUCUACAGCCGUAGCUGGAAAGAUGAACAGUAGUCCACAAUCCUGUAUCUCAGACGGAUGCUUUGCCAUAAGGCAAUCUAGCAAAGUAGCCAUGUCCGAGAAUGAUGAGCGCAGCAAACCUCCAGCCUGUGGUAGAAAAGACAUUUGUGUAAAAGAAGUUUUACCAUCUCAAACAAGUGAUAGUGCUUCAAGUAGCAUUGUCGAGGACGGGGAAGGUGAUAGUCAUCCUAGACAUGUGGAAUCUGAUCAUGACCCUGGCUGCAAAAUUAUUUCUGUUCACGACACCUAUCGUAAGAUUGAUGCUAUCCGAAUUAGAGAAGCAUUGAAGAGGAGAAAAUUUGAUGUAGCUGCAAACAGAAAGUUUGCGGCAUCUAUUAACCCUGAGAUAGAUGAUGGCGAAGCCUGGAUAGAGAGAGAGCUGGAAAAGGGAAUAGAGUUGGAAUCUGGCUCUUCCAAAAGGAAAAUGGGGCAAGUCUUGUGAAUUUCUAAUACAUUGACCUCUGUCUGGGAAGUAUAGUUUUCAUUGAAAUUUUAAGAAUUUGAAUUUUUAAAUACUAGUUCAUUAUAGUGAUGAUGUUUGUACAGUUUCCUAGUAUAAUGUCAUUGACAAAAUUAUGUAGGCAGCAUCUGCGAUUUUUGUGUAAUAGUUUAGCUUCAAAUGUAGGACAAAGUUUUGUGUUGGUCAUUCCAAUGAUUUAUUGAAAAUGGAAUUAUUUCUCCUUUA